AUGAAGUCGUUCCGUGCGCUCUUUCUGCUUAGUGUGGCCACAACGGCCCUGGCCGCGACCUAUGAUGCUGUGGUGGUUGGUGCAGGUCUUUCCGGCUUGAAUGCUGCCAAGACUCUGGCGGAGAACAACAAGACGUUCGUGGUGCUGGAGGCGCGUGACCGCGUGGGUGGCCGUGUGGUCAAUCACUACUUGCAGACCGGUGGCGAGGUGGACAUGGGCGCUGAGUUUGUUGGCCCUACGCACGACUAUGUCAUUGCCCUCGCGAAGGAGCUUGGCUUGGAGCUGUUCGACACCUACAACAAGGGCGACAAUGUGCUGUAUCUGGAUGACAAGCGCUCGACGUAUGCGGCUAGCGGCUUGCUUGGUGCCAUCCCGCCGCUGGACCCUAUUUCGUUGAUCCAGAUUGGCAUUCUCCAGGGCAAGGUGGACGACAUGGUCAGCAAGAUCAACGUGCAGGCGCCCUGGGACAGCCCUAACGCAGCGGAGUACGAUAGCAAGACGGCUGAUGAGUGGCUCAAUGAGCAGGACUUGACCGCUGAUGCUCGUAAGAUCCUUGACGUGGGCCUUGUGGAAGUCCUAUCGGCAGAUGCCACCGAGUACUCGCUCCUGUACCUGCUGACGUACAUCGCCGCCGCAGGCAAUGCGCAACACAAGGGCACGUUCGAGCGUCUUACGCAGACCAGUCCCGGUGCACAGCAAUGGCGGGUCGAGGGUGGUACAGGCUUGCUGGCUGAAGGUCUCGCCAAGAUCAUUGGUGCAGACAAGAUCAAGCUCGGUAUGCCAGUGAGCUCCAUUGUGCGUGGUGAUGGAGACAAUGCGACCUACACAACGACUUCGACGAGUGGCGAGACGUUUGAGUCGCGCCAUGUGAUUGUGGCCAUGUCGCCACCGAUGGCGGACCACAUCAAGUUCACGCCGGCGCUGACGGAGGACCGUAAGCAGGUGCAGUCGAAGAUGAAGAUGGGCUCGCUCGGUAAGGGUAUUGCCAAGUACGAGACACCGUUCUGGCGUGACAGUGGCCUGACGGGUCAGGCGGUGAGCGACAAGUAUUCGACGCGCGCCACCUUCGACAUUUCGCCGAAGAACGGCAGCAGCGGUAUCCUCAUGGGCUUUAUUCAGGUCGCACAGAUGCGUGAGCUGGACAAUGCCACAGACGCUGAAAUGACGGCCAAGAUCACCGAGGCAUUCACAGCCUACUUUGGCGACAAGGCCAAAAAUGCCACGGAAUGGACCUUCUCUCGUUGGGACCCGGCGCCGUACUCGGGUGGUGGCCCUGUCGCCCAUGCCCCGGUGAAUGUCCUGUACCCGCACGGCAAGGCUCUUCGUGCGCCUAUUGGUAACCUACACUUUGCGGGCACGGAGUCGUCAGACUACUGGGUCGGCUACAUGGAUGGCGCCCUGCGGUCCGGCGAGCGUGUGGCCAAGGAAAUUGAUUAG
Molecule: messenger RNA, 1437 nt
Organism: Malassezia pachydermatis
Lineage: Eukaryota; Fungi; Basidiomycota; Malasseziomycetes; Malasseziales; Malasseziaceae
Product: amine oxidase
Exons: 1
Coding region: 1-1437 (478 amino acids)
Molecular function (GO): oxidoreductase activity
Source: RefSeq, a predicted model, not a curated record